Molecule: messenger RNA, 1342 nt
Organism: Sodiomyces alkalinus F11
Lineage: Eukaryota; Fungi; Ascomycota; Sordariomycetes; Glomerellales; Plectosphaerellaceae
Exons: 1
Coding region: 178-1281 (367 amino acids)
Biological process (GO): tRNA wobble adenosine to inosine editing
Molecular function (GO): RNA binding; tRNA-specific adenosine-37 deaminase activity
Source: RefSeq, a predicted model, not a curated record
GCUAAAGCGAAGGUCAUGGUUGAUUAUCCGUCCAGACUCAGGAGAAGUAUGUAGUCUUCUGGUCGGAAUGGGGCAGACGUCGAAUAGAAGCCUUUGAUCCGUUCAAUGUCAAUCGCAUUCAAUUGACGGGGGGCUGUAGUUUCUGUAAAGACGACUGACUAGGGAACCAGAACCGGGAUGAAAUGUCUUCCAUCCGCAAAAGUCCCUCAAGCUAACGGAAAUGUACUUCACGACUGGCACGCAGAGAUCCUGGCCCUCAGGGCCCUCAAUCAAUUUUUCCUCACUGAGUGUCGCCAUCUUCUGGACAACGGCGGUGAACAAACUGAUAUCAUCCGCCGUCGGCCACAACAGGAGCGAAAUUUUGCUUCCCAGCACAGGGAUACCUGGCAGGCCCAGCCUUUCGCUAUCCGGGAUGACGUUCGCUUGCACAUGUACUGCUCGGAAGCGCCUUGUGGCGAUGCCAGUAUGGAGCUGACCAUGGCAGACCAAGAGGACGCCUCACCAUGGGAGAUGCUACCGCCUCUGACUGCGACCAAUGGGGCGCCCGAGGGUCAUGGUGGCAGUGACCACCGGAAUGGUGACACUGUUCUGCUCGGCCGGGGAUAUUUCUCCCAACUGGGCGUCGUACGCCGGAAGCCCGCUAGGGCAGACGCACCCCCUACUGCGUCUAAAUCGUGCUCCGACAAGCUGGCCCUGCGACAAUGCACGUCCGUAUUGUCGUCGCUGACGUCGCUGCUUAUUCACCCUGGAAACGCAUACAUCCGCUGCCUAAUCGUGGCCGAGUCACAGUACACGCCCGCGGGGUUCGAGCGCUCGUUCUCUGCCAAAGGACGAAUGAGUAGUCUUGAGGGAAGGACGUGGCAUGGUGGAUAUGCCUUCGUGCCGUUCCAAGUCGCUACCACCAGACGAGAAUUCGACUUCUCAAAACGCAGCGUGAGACAGCAAUCAGAGCGGAUAGCGGCGAGUAACUUGGCGGUUGCUUGGAAUCCCAGGCUCGAGGAGGGACUUAUAGGGGGUGUACUGCAAGGGAGGAAAGCUUUCGACAGCAAAGGGGCGAGUCAGGUUUCGAGGAGGAAGAUGUGGGCUCUCGCUCGGGAGAUAUCUGCUAUCUUGGCAGACGAUCACAGUCCAAUAUGCAGCAAGCUCUCGGCAGAUAGCUACGACGCCGUCAAGACGGGAGAGUGUUCGCAAGCUCGAAGGGCAGUCUUGGAAGACGCCAAACGGGAGGCCUUGGCCAGUUGGGUGCCCAAUGUUCGUGAUGAAAACUGGUCUAUAGGGUAGCUUCGGAUAGGAGGACUUCGCUCCCAGUGGCAUACCAAGAAUCAACUCUAGUCGGAUGACU